Messenger RNA from Lingula anatina, 3130 nucleotides. RefSeq lists its product as uncharacterized. The record is from RefSeq and is a predicted model, not a curated record. Lineage: Eukaryota; Metazoa; Brachiopoda; Lingulata; Lingulida; Lingulidae.
CUUGACAGAGGGAGGCUAUGGGAACAGCUCUAUCACAGAAAAUCGGGAGUGCGAGAGGCGGCCGGCGGCAAAACUUAACAUCACUCAAAUAACCGUCUGCCUUUCUGUGUGUUUGCAUUUGAUAAGGAUGUGGACAGAUGAGAGGAUGGAGAGCCAGAAAUGGGAGGAAAGUCAGUUGGCCAACAUGUCAGCAGCAGUGGUAGAGAAUCCCACAGAAGAAAAUGGCUUCACAGUGGACCUUGGCUCUCGGCUGGCUAUUUUUGAGCAACAGGAACAGGGGGACUUUGGAAGGCCACCCAUUGGAAGGACAAAAAACAGAGGGUUCAGGAUGUUUCAGGCUCCUACAGAAAAAUGUACCACCUGUGACAAACGGGUGUACGAGAUGGAAAAGAUAACUGCAGAUGAUAAAGUCUACCACAAGGGAUGCUUUCGCUGUGCUAAGUGCAACAGGACUUUGGGAUUGGGCAACUAUGCCGCCUUGGAGGGACAGACCUUCUGCAAACCACAUUUCAUAGAGCUAUUCAAAAAGAAAGGCAACUAUGAAGAAGGUUUUGGCAAGGAAAGACACAAGAACAAGUGGCUGACUCCUACUGGAUCUAGGGAGACCACCCCUAGGCCCGAGGAAACCAAGCAUGUGCCAACAAAGCAUGUUGCUGAGGAAAGCAGGCGUGCAUUCAGUAGUGGGAACCGUAAGCCUAGUGUAGACCGUGAAAGCAAACCCAGUGUUGGGUAUAAUGACAGGCUCAGAGAGGAAACUACCCAUAAGCCUCGUGUAAAGGAUGAUGAAACUGUAACUAAUGGCAGAAGACCUAGCUAUCAGGAUAAGCAUAAGACUAGUGUUGUUGAUGAUGAGCUUGAUGCUGGCCUGGUUCAUGCUUCAAGAAUUGAGAUUUCCAAUGGUAGAUACGACACCAAUGGACAUGCAGCUGAGGAGGAUGAGAUUGAAUUGCCAAGAGAUGACGCUAAGUCUAAGAGGGAAUCAUUCCACUUUAAGAACAUGUCAUCCGUGAAGUCUAUGUGGGAGAGUGGAGAGGUGCACCCCAGGGAGGAUGACAUCCCUGAGUACAGACGCGACCUCCAGGAGGUCAGCCAAACCAGCCGCCCCCGGGGAGCCCUGCGUGCCAGGUAUGAGAUGGCUGUGAAGGAAUCAGAGGUGGCAACUGCCAGGAAGGUAGCACCUGCCAAAUCUGUACCAGACCUCAGGGACAGCCCAGACAGGGAAAUGUCCCUACCAUCCUCCAGAGAAGGCUCUGUCAGCAAGGAUGAUAUGGAUGAUCUCCCUAAACCAGGCAAAAUGAAGAGCCUGUUGGCCAAGUUUAAGUCCAUGGAAAAUGUCAGCAAGGAUAAACCCCUUGCCCCGCCCAAGCCUAGGAACAUCACUCCCCCCAGGGAGGCAUCACCUAAACCUAAUCGCUACCGAUCGAUAAGUAGAUCUGAUUCAGAGAAGGAAGACCAGCCACCUCUACAGACUAGAGAAAUCAUAAGAUCUGAUGACCAGGUGGAUGAUGGUAUUCCUCACACUUCUUCAAUGGCCAGAAACAUGGCUGCUAAAUUUCAGCAGAUUGAGCAUGAACACGAGGUGGCUCAGGCAAGAGAUAGAGUUCACUCUACUUCUUCACUCAGAUCUAGGAAGUCUAGCACAGCUGAGGAGGAUGUGUUCCAUGCCACGCCUGUUGUCAGCCACAUGGAACCCGUGGAACCUGCAAAAUAUGACAGACAAGAUGAUGCACUCAGCCCAAGAUCUCAGUACUCUGAACCAGAGGAAUAUGGAGAGGAAGACGAGGAAGAGCACUACAUAAAUGAUCAAAGUGUCGAACAGGAAUACAUAAACUACUCAAACGAGCAGCCAGAUGAGUAUCAGGGCAGCUAUGAGGACCACCAUGAUUAUUCCCAUGAGGAAUAUGAGCAACAACAACAACCUGAUGAACAACUAUCAUACAACAGGGAGUAUGCAGAGAAUAGCUAUGAUAGCUACACUGAGGAACAGUUAGAAGACAUGGCACACUACAACAGCAAUAAUAACAACAACAAUGCUUACUAUGGACAAUACUACUCCCAAUAUACAAGCUACCCAGAGCAGUAUGAUAAUUACAUGGAUUAUACUCAGAAUUCUCAUUUCUAUCCAGGCUACUAUGAUGAAAUCAGUGGACAGUAUGGGUAUUACAAUCCCGACACGCAACAGUUUCUUCCAUAUGACCAAUGUGACCAAUAUGCUGCCCAGUAUGGUGAUCAAUAUGAUCAAUAUGUUCAAUAUGAAGAGCAGGGCACACCAGAUCAGACUGUAUGUGAGCCACAAGUACUACCAGCUUCAGAAAGAUCGCAAUCAGAAAUUGAUGCCUGUGUAUCAGUGGAAACUGUACAGCUAGCAAGGAAGGGAGAGUCCAUACCCCAGCCAAUGCAUAGGAAAUUAGAUGCUCAGGUGGUUGAGAGGCCCCCAGAGAAACCAGCUAGAAGCAGCAGCAAGUCUGUGCUAUCAAGGUACCAGAGAAAUGUCAGCACUGAUGCAACAGAGCACCCUCCUGCAUUUGGUAGUUAUUUUGGACAUCCUGCUAAGUAAAUGGAGACUUAGAUUGAAAGUUUGAAGAUGUGCCUUAAAGGAGGACAUUGGUAGGACAUUGCAGGGAAAAUGAGAUGAUUACGUGAAUGAAUAUGAAGUCUUUGCCUUGGGGCAGGAAACUGCCUUGUUACAGAAUAUAAAACUAUAUGGAAGCUUAUCUGCUGGCAGUGUACUGGAUUAUACCAGAAGAAGCUCAUAAAAUAGAGAUUUGUUGGCACUUAACUGAAGUCCCUCUUUUUACCAUCGGGCCACAGAAUCUUUAACCUUUAUGAACAUAUUAUAUUCUAUCAUGUAUGUUAUCUGCUAUUUGUACUCAAGCCUUGGCAUUAUUGAUAUUUACAUAUAUUAUAGUAUUACAAUAUCAUAAAUAAAAAGAGAAUUCAUAAAUCCAGUCAAAACCUAAUAUGUUGGGAUUUCAAGAAUAGCUCUUAAAAUUAAAUCUUUUUCCUGACACAGGUGCACUAACCUUGCAAAAUUUAGACACUUUAACUGUCACUCCUUUGUCCAAUGUAAAAUCCAUGAACAUUGUUCCUGUUUUUUUGAAACCUCUGAAUGACAAGAACUACAAGUGGU